This is a messenger RNA of Melampsora larici-populina 98AG31, 1597 nucleotides long. RefSeq lists its product as uncharacterized. The transcript is spliced from 2 exons. Lineage: Eukaryota; Fungi; Basidiomycota; Pucciniomycetes; Pucciniales; Melampsoraceae. The annotation marks the transcript as partial. The record is from RefSeq and is a predicted model, not a curated record.
GAUCCUUCUGACCAAGCAUUGAGCUUGACGCCACCGAUCGCCCACCAAACUCCGGUCACAUCAGACUCAGUUAAAGUUGAUACGCCUUCUCCUUCAAACAAGCUUAAACAGAAGGACACUUCAGCCAUCACUCGAUCACAAUCUACCCGCGCUCGACUCCCACGCCGCCGACCGAACCGCAAUUCUCCACUUCAGACUACCACUGCUUGCAUCGUUGCCGGCACUGCUUCCGGUCCUGCCCAUCCUACCACCCAUCUUGCCUCACAACCAACUUCUUCGGUUGCGAUUGGGCCUAGGCGCAGUCAGCGCAAGCUUGUCAAGGCAUCCGAGGAUGGUUCUCGUGGUCGACAAUUGAUGACUAGGAGCAAUGAGAAGCAAAACCUGGGGAAAACGUACUCUGGCUUAGAUUUAGAUGGCUGUCCAUCAUCGUCAUUGGUGCACAAUAAGCAACGACGCGCCAAACCGAGAAAAGUGACAAUCAAUAUAUCUUCUAAGCAAAGUUCUUGUCUACCUUUCCUAAAUUCGCUUCAGGCCACCAAUCCCACCUCGUCGCAGAUUGAAACAUCUAUAUCCUCAUCAAGUAAGCCUACAGGUGAUCGGACAUUGCCUUGCGUCACAUCCGUCAGUACGGAUCUGAAUCCAUCCCCGUGGCUUCAAGAUCAAUCAUCACUCGAUUUGGCCCCUCCCUUCGUAUCGAGUACAUCAUCUAUUAAAUCGAUACCCAACUCAUCAUCCGCACUAUCUCUUGGAUUCACCAGUCAACCUCUUUACCCGAACCUACUGUUCCACUUUCCAUCUCCAACUCCUUCUCGGCACCCACCUCCACCUUAUCCUGGUCCACUUCCCUCAUCACCUGCAUCGAUACACGGUUUCGUCUCACAACCAAGUCAACCACCUCCCUCUUCUUUCUAUCGCCUAACCAACCCACCUCCCUAUCCUUCUCCUUCACCACGAUCAACACCGCGAUCGCAACCUUUGUGUUGUACGACUACUACAAACACCACCCAUCGACCCAAGCGACCUUUAUCAGCUGCAGACCGGUUUGAUAAUUUGAAUAGGACCAAGAAAAUUAAGCUUCAGCACCAGUUUCGAUCAACUUUAAUUUUCUCGGCUCCCAUUUUUCACACAAUGGCGAUUCCAACUAUGCCUAUCACUCCUGAUAGCCGUCUCAGGGCCACCAGUGCAUGCUUUAUACCUUCAAACCCCCAACCGGGCUGGAUCGGUAGCCCAGCUUCUGCCGAAGGUCGAGCCAGCGCCCUGUGCCCUAUCAACAAUCGAUGGACCGGCACCGGCCAAGGCUGGCAACAGCAUCCCGCUGGUGGCAAGGUUUUUUAUCCUUGGAUGGCCCAACAAGCCCCUUCCCCCUCGUAUACAGCAUCCGCCUCGCGGUCUUUCAACCAUCAUCCCACUCAUCCCCAACCUCAGAUAUAUCCCGCCAACAAUGUGGUGAUGUAUGCUCCCCGUUUGAUGCAUCGCCCAGCGCCCGUCUCGCAGGCUGCACCAUUAAAAGCCCAUUUGUUGACCAUCCUACGUAUGAGAUCCAACACGGGACCUGGCGAGGCUAGCUUGAAGUUUAGAAAAUGGGUGUUCUGGAAUG